Molecule: messenger RNA, 978 nt
Organism: Oldenlandia corymbosa var. corymbosa
Lineage: Eukaryota; Viridiplantae; Streptophyta; Magnoliopsida; Gentianales; Rubiaceae
Source: the annotation of a GenBank genome assembly
AAAAUUGGAUUUUUUUUUUUUUCACUUGAUACCCACUCACUUUAAGCAGCUACCAAGAACUUUCUUUGGGUCUUUAAAUCAAUUAAAAAAAAAAAGAUGUACAUCUAGAUAUCAUCACCACAUUUCAACCCCUAUAAAAAUGACAAAUGUAAACAUGAAUGUCAUAUUAGUAUUCUGUAAUGUAAAAUGGAUGAAACUUGUUCCAAAAUUCAAUCAGAAGAUGAUGAUCAAGUAAGGAAGCAGCAAGAAGAAUCAUGUGAGACAAUCACACUCAGACCCAUGGAACUAUCUGAUGUAGAUGACUUUAUGGUUUGGGUUACUGAUGAUAGGGUGAGUAAAUAUUGCCUCUGGGAUACUUACACUUCAAAGGACCAGGCCAUAGAUUUCAUCAAGAACCGUGCUAUUCCUCAUCCAUGGUUAAAGGCAAUUUGUACCAACAACAGGGCAAUUGGGACAAUCUCUGUUACACCAAAUUCUGGGAAUGAUAAGUGCAGAGCUGAGUUGGGAUAUGUUCUGGCACAUAGUUUCUGGGGCAAAGGGAUCAUGACAAAAGCAGUGGAGAUGGUGAUUUCUACCAUUUUUGAAGAGUGGCCAUAUCUGGAAAGAGUGGAAGCACUUGUUGAUGUGGAUAACAUAGGUUCACAGAGGGUUCUUGAGAAAGCAGGGUUCCAAAGAGAAGGUGUUUUGAGGAAGUAUAUUUUCUCAAAGGGGUCUUGUAGAGAUUUGGUCAUGUUCAGUUUUCUGUCUUCUGAUAGGUGAUCAUAGAUGAUAUGGAUAAAUUGUAUCCUACCUUAGUUGAUCAUGGCUCUUUCUUAUAGUAUAUACUUAUCCUGUGUUUGAAACCAAUGUUUCAAGUAAUAAAGAUUUGAGCCGGUUAUAUUCAUGAGAAACAAAUAUUUUUAUCUUUUACUACAUGCUCAAGUCUAAAUUCAAAGCCGGAUGAUAGUUAAUAAAACUUUAUUUACAUUCUUAUUAUCG